Molecule: messenger RNA, 2583 nt
Organism: Menidia menidia (Atlantic silverside)
Lineage: Eukaryota; Metazoa; Chordata; Actinopteri; Atheriniformes; Atherinopsidae
Source: the annotation of a GenBank genome assembly
AUGCCUAAUAAUGCGACAGGACCUGAUGGAGUCGUUUAUGCCCAGCCAGCUCUCGCAGUCCGGAUACUGUCCGGGGCUGAGCACAUAUUGGUGCCCAAUGUAGUUUGGCCUCUCGUACACUACCCAGAAUCCUCCCUCCACCUUGAUGGAGUUGCAGUGGCUGACGUGCGUGUGCAGGUCACUGGAGUCAUUGCUGGACUCAUGGGAACGACCCUGGAAGUUUCUGUCCUCAUAGAAGAUGAUCUGGAAUCAGAAAUGUUUGGACUUGACGCUGUCGCUGAAGGCCAUCCACUGCUGGUUGUCGGCGUACUCCCCGGGGCUGAGGACGUACUGGAAGCCCUUGUAGUUGGGCCUCUCGUAGACCACCCAGGCUCCACUCUCCACCCGGAUGGAGUUGCAGCGGCUGAAGUAGACUCGGAGCUAAGAGGAGUCCAUGAUGCGCCUGAUGGAGCUGAACCUGGAAAUGUUGCCCAUUCCCAUCUCUCUCAGGUUCCUGUACUCUCCGGGCCUCAGCGGUCGUUCAGGCAACACAAAGGCUGCGCCAAGUCCAGUAUCACUGCGAUGUUAAAUGAUGUGGGUGGAGACGUUCUAAACCAAAGCUCCUUAUCUUACGGCUCCCCCCGGUUAAAUCCAGACAGGAUGGUUCAAGAGAAUCCAGCCACCUACCAUGGGGAUCAUGCGACAGGAUCGGAUGCAGUCGCUCGUGCUAAUUCCCAUCAGGUGCUGGCUGUCUGGGUACUCGCCCCUCCUCACCAGAGUCUGAUGGCCCAUGAAGUUAGGCUUCUCAUACACCAUGAAGAGGCCACUCUCCACCCUGCAGGAGUUACACUUGUUCAGAUCAUUUUCUACGAGGAGAGGAACUUCCAGGGCCGGACCUAUGAGAGCAGCAGCGACUGCUCGGACCUCAACAUGCACCUGAACCGCUGCAACUCCUGCAGGGUGGACAGCGGAUGCUUCGUGGUGUACGACCGGCCCAACUUCAUGGGCAACCAGGUCUUACUGAGGAGAGGAGAUUACUCGGAUUUCCAGCGCAUGGGGAGCAUGAUGGGCAUGAUGGGCAUGGCCAUGCUGGACACCAUUCGCUCCUGUCGCAUGAUCCCCAUGCAAAGGGGGCAGUUCAGGAUGAGGAUCUAUGAAAGGGAGGGCUUUGGAGGCCAGAUGCAUGAGCUGAUGGAAGACUGCGAGUCUCUCCAGGACCGGUUUAACAUGUCGGACUGCCAGUCUUGCAACGUGAUGGACGGCCACUGGCUGAUGUUCGAGCAGACCAACUUCAGAGGCCGGAUGACCUACGUUCGGCCCGGAGAGUACAGGAGCCUCCGGGACACGGGGAUGAGCAACCUCAUGAGAAUCAGCUCCAUUAGACGCAUCAUGGAUAUGAUGCACAUUUUCCAGUUUUUGACGCCGUCCCGAAUGUUUUCGAUAACUGAGCUGAUCUUCCCCCCCCAGAUUGUUUUCUACGAGGACAGGAACUUCCAGGGCCGUUCCUACGAGUGCAGCAGCGAGUGCUCCGACCUGCACUCCCACUUCAGCCGCUGCAACUCCAUCCGCGUGGACAGUGGGGACUGGAUGGUCUACGAGAGGCCCAACUACAUGGGCUACCAGUACUACCUGAGGAAGGGCGAGUACACGGACUACCAGCGCUGGAUGGGAUUCAAUGACUGUGUGCGAUCCUGCCGCAUGAUCCCCAUGCACCAAGGCUCCCAUAAGAUGAUGAUCUACGAGCGCCAGGAGUUCGGAGGCCAGAAGAUGGAGCUGACCGAUGACUGCCCGGCUCUGAACGAGCGCUUCCACUCCGGCGACAUCAACUCCUGCAACGUGUCGGACGGCUUCUGGAUCUUCUUCGAGCAUCCCAACUACAGGGGACGGCAGUACCUGAUGCGCCCCGGCGAGUACAGGAGGUUUUAUGAGUGGGGAAGCAUGAAUCCCAGGGUGGGAUCCAUCAAACGUAUCACCGUACAGAGCAGAGUCGGAAGACUUCUAAUUGGAGUCGACGAUUCGCCUGAGCGAGCCGAUUCUCGGACUGUUGGCGCCCCAGUCGCUGUAUCUGCGAUAUUCACCGGGUCUCAGGUAGUAGGUCCUCCCUUUGUAGUCGGGCUGCUCGUACAGCAGCCAGUGGCCGUCCACCACGUUGCAGGAAUUGAUGUCAGACAUGCGCAGGUGGUCCUGGACGUUGGGGCAGUCGUCGCUGAUGUCCUGCGCCUGGCCGCUCAUGUCUGGGUGCUCGUACAGACGGAUCUUGUAGGAGCCGCGAUGCUGCAGAGAGAGAGACAGAGAGAAAGAGCCCAGUCCCUGAUAUAUUGUAAAAUAUCUUCUGGAGCUCACCAUGGGGAUGGCGCGGCAGGAGCGCACGCUGUCGCUGAUGCCGAUCAUGCGCUGGUUGUCGGGGUACUCGCCCCGGCGCAGGAAGUACUGCUGGCCCAGGUAGUUGGGCCUCUCGUACACCAUGAAGCUGCCGCUCUCCACCCGGAUGGAGUUGCAGCGGCUGAAGAAGGGGUGCAGGUCGGCGCAGUCGCUGGUGCACUCAUGGUGCUGACCCUGGAAGUUCCUGUCCUCAUAAAACACGAUCUGCAAAGGGGAAAUCGC